This is a messenger RNA of Vidua macroura (Pin-tailed whydah), 1544 nucleotides long. RefSeq names its product noggin-2-like. Gene Ontology annotation, biological process: negative regulation of cell differentiation; negative regulation of BMP signaling pathway; osteoblast differentiation. The record is from RefSeq and is a predicted model, not a curated record. The coding region runs from base 878 to 1510 and encodes 210 amino acids. Lineage: Eukaryota; Metazoa; Chordata; Aves; Passeriformes; Viduidae. The transcript has a single exon.
GGGCACGGAGCGGAGCCGCGGCUGGAUGCGCUGAGCGCGGUGGGGACGACCGGGCCCCCGUAGCAGCGGCAGCAGCAGCGGCAGCAGCAUGGGUCGCCGGGGCUGCUGAGCGACAGCCGAGCCUGUCCCUGCCCGUCCCCGCCGAGGAGCCGCCAGGGAAUCGGGACGCACCGCCUCGCCGGUGCGGGGGACACCCUCCGGGUCCCCAGCCCCAUCACGCCGAGGAUGCCCCGGGGGCCUGCGGGCCGCCCCCGCCGCUCGCCAUGAGGAGGAAUCCGGCCGGGCCGCGGGCGCUGCCGCCGCUGCCCGCCGCCGCCUGAGCCCCGUGCCCCGGCCGUGCCCGCGCAGGGGCCGCCCGAGCGCCCCGGCGCCGUGACCCUCCUCCCGCCCCCUCGCCCGGCGCGCCCGGCUAUAAAGGAGGGUUUUAUUCUCGGGCUCCGGUCUCACGCCAAACCCUGUCACAUCGUCUAGACGAGCUGUCGUGGGGCUCGGCCCAGCUGUCACCAUGGCGAUGGAGACGAGUCCGCUGUGAAUUUUGGGGGGGGAGCGAGCGAGCGAGAGCGGCGGCAGAGGAGGAGGAGGAAGGCUCGGUCGCCGCCGUGCCCUGCCCUCCCCCGCGGGGGAGGCUCGGACCCCCCGGCGCUGCCGACCGCGGCUGGAGCCGGCCCGGCGGGGAGCCCCGGGAGCCAGCGGCCGCGGGCGCGGGGCGAGUCUCAGAUGCGGCUGUCACACAACCCUGGCCGGGCUAUUUAAAGUAACGGGCCCCGCCGGACACUGGUGUCUCUGCCUAUUUAUGAGCCCCCGGGAGCCGGCGGGCGCCGCCGGGCAGCGCUAGGAGCCGAGGCCGCCGGGAGCAGCGCCGGGGCCCGCCCGGAGCAUGACGGCGAUCCGGGCGCUGCUGCUCUGCCUCUGCCUGGGGCUGCCGGCGGGCGGGCAGCCCUUCCUGCGCCUGCGACCCUCGCCCAGCGACAACCUGCCCGUCAAGGACAUCGUGGAGCACCCGGACCCCGAGUACGACCCCAAGGAACAGGACCUGGACGAGAGGACGCUGAGGAAGAAGCUGGGCAGCCAUUUCGACCCCGGCUUUAUGGCCGUGGCCGUGCCGGGGCCAGCCAACGCCUCGGGCGCCGCGGCGGCGGCGGGGCGGGGGCGGGCGGCGCUGCCGGCCGAGCUGCGGCGGCUGGAGCUGGGGCCGCCCCGGGGUCCGCGCCUGCGGCUGGGCAAGAAGGCGCGGCGGAAGGUGCUGCAGUGGCUGUGGGCGCACACCCACUGCCCCGUCUUCUACGCGUGGAAGGACCUGGGGGUGCGCUUCUGGCCGCGCUACAUCAAGGAGGGCAACUGCCUGGCCGAGAAGUCCUGCUCGCUGCCCGAGGGCAUGUUCUGCAAGCCCGUCAAGUCGGUCACCAAGACCUUCCUGCGCUGGCAUUGCCAGGGCUGGUCCAGUCAGAAGUACUGCACCUGGAUCCCCGUGCAGUACCCGCUCAUCUCCGAGUGCAAGUGCUCCUGCUAAGCCUCCCCGGCCCCUUGCACUGCCGCCCUCCUCC